GCCCGCCCGCCCAUGCCGCGGAAAGCGCUGCUCUGCGUCCUGCAGCUGGACGUCCGCUCGAUAACUUGCCCCGGAGUGCUGCUGAAAGACAAAGAGGAACUUUAUCUCAGUGUCUCUGUACUUGGGCAGUACAAAAAAACUCAAUGCGUCCCUGCAGCGUUUCCACUCUUCUUUCAAGAAAAACUAGUAUUUGAAAAGGUAUUUGCUGAUAUAGUUGAUCCUGGAGACCUUGUGGAGUUACUGGAAUUUGACACAGCAGUACUUGAACUAAUACAGCUUGUUCCUCCAGUAGGAAAAAUUCUAGCUACGUAUGAAGAAAAUACAAGAGAUUUCCUGUUCCCUGACCCUAAGCUUACCCAUGGGCACCAUGGUUUAGAUCGUGAGAUUUUAAUGAAGAGAUCCUCUUCUUUUACAGGAAUUGCACCAAAAUUGAGAUUUUCUACAAGCUCCCUUAUUACAGAAAGUCUGUUAAGCUCAGGAAAGAGUCACAUACAGGGUGAUUUGAAUAGGGUACAUCACUCAACCCCAAAUGGAAAAUUGCAAACAAAGUUACCAAAGAAAAAUACUCUUUCACCUGAGAAAAGCAGGCACAGCUUAGCACCAAAGAACUACGAGCAGCCUACAAUAGCUUCUAAAUCACGUUCUCCAUCUCCAUACACGAAAAGACGAAUGUGUGAGCUAUCAGAAGAAGCCAGGCAACGACUGGCCCAUUUAAACCUUGGUCCUUACGAAUUCAGAAGAGAAACUGAUAAACCUCCAUUUGUAGUUAGACGGGUUGAACAACUAAGUCCUGGUAUUAAACUUCAUACCUGGUGUCCCACACGAGAAAGCGCAGCGGAAGCCUGGACCAAGGUAGACCAUGAUCCUUCUCUUCUCGGCAGCUACCGACCCAAGAAAGCCGAAGCAAAAUCUACUCAUGGAAAAGACUUUGACAGUUCUGAUGUUUGCCAUGAGGAUGUAAUCUCAGAUCUACCCAAAAGACAGUCCCAUUCUGCUGGUUCAUUAGAGCAUUCAGCACCUCCAGCAUUUCAGAAGCAUUCUCUAAGUUCUGUGCUAAAUCGAUCUUCUCUAAGGGAAAGAUUUAGCUCUGGUUGGCUUUCACCAGCAAAUGGAGAUGAGAUCCAUAAAAGAGUGAAAAAUAUUUUAAGGACACACAGUGCUAGACAGCGCCUAAUAUUUGAUGAGAGUAACUCAUCAAAAGGAGACUUGACUAAGGCAAGAGAAUCUUCGCAUAAAGCGCCCUUAUCCAUGAGUGAACUGCAGAGCAGUUCACCAGUACAGCAGAACACUACUGUUCACUUGGAUAAUGGUGAAUAUUGGUCUAGUCGUGCAGCUGUAUACAAAGGGAAGCCUCACAGAGCGAUCUUUGAAGAGAGUCUCGAGAAAAUAUACAGGAACAUGUAUCGAAAAGCUUCUGGCACUGUUUCAGACCAAAAAACGCACUCCUGAUAGCAAUUCACCUGGAAAUGCACAGUACACAGUGUUCAUAUUUGAGCAAGGGGUGCAAUGGUGUGUGCAACUUGACAGUGGAAGAGUUUGUGUGGUAUGCCAUAGGUUUGUCAGUGAAAGUAAGUUGGAAGGAAUCUCUGCCUUUUCAGUCUGUGUGCAAGGAAUAGCUUAUUAUAUAAUUCUGCUCUUCCUAAUUUUUAAGCUUGAAAGUGUUUUGUGAAACACUGAACUAUGCAACAAAAUUCUUAGCCUUUUAGCAGUGGUCACCUAACUGUAUAAAUCUUGUAAUGUGGAAUCUCUGGGUCAUAGGAAAGCCUACCACGAUGUUAAUUACUUCAGUGGUUAUGGAGUGAUCAUUAUCAGGAUGCUGAGAGUAUCUCAAGAGAUUUGUUUAGUAGUCAAGGAAUUUGGGGAAACUUUCAAAUCAAUGAAACUUAGCUUUUUGGUUCCAGUGAAAACAAUUGAAGCUAAGAGAGAACAGCACUUCUGUGCAUGAUCUUAAUGAGCUACCUCACUGACAAAUGAUGUCUGGUUUAGGUGAUGGUCUCUGGUAGCAGCAGAGAACCGCUCUUUGCCCAGUUCCUUUCAGUUUCAACAAAUAAACCAGUGUUGUAGGAAGUGAUCAAGAACACCUCAUAUUCCUGUUUCUAUUACACAGUGAACUAUUAAGCACAAGCCCCAUUGAUUGCAUUGGUUUCUACUGCUUUCUCCAUGGAGUUCAAAACAUCAUCAACCAAAGCCCUUAAAAGAUGAGGCUGUAGCUCCUUUUGUUAUCAGCGUUGGCUUGCCAAAGACAUGCAGUUUGUUCCCUGUUUGUCUUCAGUGAGAAAUUCUGUGAAGUGCGGUGAUAAUUUGUCUGGAUGGCAACAAAACGGAACUGUAAUCUUUCUCUUUGCUUGAUCAAUGUGGAGAUUGUGCUUUUUCUUCAUGUGUAUUUCCAUUCAGUUCUGGGUGAUUGCUUCUGACCUAGCAGAGAACUCUCUUCAGUCUGAGAAGUGGUGAUCUGAGCCGCCUUCUCACCUCUUCAGGGAAAGGAGUUUGCUGCUGCAAAACAACAUCCCUCUUGGUUCAUAAGAAUUUACUGAUCCUGAGGAUACAGCACGAAAAUGCUGUUCUGUGGUCAGGCGUUUGCGUAACCCUGUAGAGCUGAUGCCAUUGAAUGAACAGAGCUUCACACAAAGUGGGGGUGGGAGGCUGAAAGCAGGGGUAGACUUUGAGAGUGGUUUGAUGCAUGGCAUGCCAUGAAUUAUGCAUUUGUAUACCAUGAAUUAUCAGUGUAUAAAAUAACCUGUGAAACUUACAAGUCACAAAAGCCCCAUUUACAUCGCUGAACGGUGGUGAAUUCUAAUGCUUAUAUUUGUAUUGUUACACUGACUUGGAUUUUUGAAUGUUUAGCUAAUUGCGUUGUUACUAAGACUAUAGUCGUAUGAACUGUUUCAUUCAGUACUCCAGUAGUAAACAUUUGCUAAGAGGUUGCUUUCCCUGCCUGCCUUGUUUUCACCACAGUCAUCUAGUGUUUACAUACAUUUUAGCCUCUGUGCCAUUUUUGAAGGCUUUGUCUCAUUUACGUUUUUGGUUUGGAUAAUACUUAAAUAUGAAAUCCAUCUGGGAAACAUAUUGUAUAUUCACAUUGAGGGGUAAAACCAGUUUUUAAUUAAAAUUUUAUACAGCACUUGUA
Gymnogyps californianus (California condor) is the source of this 3127-nucleotide messenger RNA. RefSeq names its product spermatogenesis associated 6 (gene SPATA6). The coding region runs from base 13 to 1449 and encodes 478 amino acids. The record is from RefSeq and is a predicted model, not a curated record. Gene Ontology annotation, biological process: motile cilium assembly; spermatogenesis. Gene Ontology annotation, molecular function: myosin light chain binding. The transcript has 14 exons. Lineage: Eukaryota; Metazoa; Chordata; Aves; Accipitriformes; Cathartidae.